UAAACAAAGGCAGGAAGUGCAAACUUGACGUUAAUUUGAAAAUAUAUAACAUUUAAAAAUUUUGAAAAACGAAUAAGAAAUGUGUUUUUUAUAUUUAUUUUCGUAUUAACAAUGUAUAGUGUUUGUUUAACACUUGUCAAAAUGUAAUAUAUAGGUGAAAGCAACCGGCAAGAUUACUCAGGAAAUGAUUCAUGUGAAUACUCAAAACUUUCUUACCACUAAUGAAGAAAUACUGAAAUUAUUAACAACUACAGUCAUGGGUACAACGUACCGCGAUUUAUUUAAAUUAUACGACUUAAUCCAAUGCGGAGAUAUCAGAUUGGUGGAAUCAUUUUUGAGAGGGACCAGAGUAACAAUAAAUGAUAUUGUACCAUGCAAAGGUAUUGGAUUAUUACAUCUAGCUGUGGGCAUAGACCCCAUAGAAAAAUCGAAAAAGUGCACUGAAAUUAUAUUGAGACAUGGUGGAGAUCCAAAUUUAUGCAAUGAUGAUGGCAUUACUCCAGUUCAUAUAGCUGCUAUAUGGGGGAGAGUGGACAACCUGAAACUGUUGAUAGGAUGCGGGGGUGAUCCCUCUCGCAGAGACUUUGAUGGACACUCUGCUUUUGACUAUGCCGCAAGAGAAGAACAGUGGGAUGUGUAUGAUUAUCUACAUAAUGUAAUAGAUCCACUGGAUGAUUCAUUAAGUUCGAAAUGCGCUUAUACUUUAAAUUUGGAGAAAGUAUUGGUGGAAACCGAUCAAAUGGUUGCAGAGUAUGAACCAAUAAUAGAAGAAAGAUUAAGUAAUCUUAAUAUAACAGCUUCAAGAAAGUCUGAUAUGGUACGCGACUGGUGCGAGAAAACCAGUUUAGUUGUAAACAAAUUAUAUCCCACUAUCCUUGGUGAUACAUAUUUAUUAGACAAUGAAUCGGCACCUUGGAAAACAGGUGACUUUACCAAAAACACGACACUAGAUCACACUGAUCUAAAUGUUUCAAAACGGAAAGAAUUCAAUGAUACAAAUAGUAGUUUCAAGACAUGCCUAUCAAAGAAACUGUCAUAUGAAGUGGAUAUAAGCGGUAUAAAACCUUUAGACAAAACUAUGGACCGAAAUAACUGUAGUUGUUCAAAAUCGAAUUCAAAUAAUAAUAGUAGUAGUAGGAGUAAUCGCAUGACUACCUAUGAGAACUUCUCAUUACCAGGAUCUCCAAACAAUAUUACUCAUAAAAAUUACAAUACAAGGACAAACAUAAAGAGGGCAGUGUGUUGUAAGGAAACUGAGAAUCACUUGCUAACUUUCGACAAUUCACAGUCAUUAAUAUCUGAUGAUAGAUCAGUAAAUUUAGACAAGGCUCUGGCUGUCGCACAGAAUAGAACAAAUGAGUGGUUGUCAUUCAGUAGUAACAGUGAUCCAUCAAGAUCUCAUGUGAGAGGUAUGAAUACCAGGAGAUCAUCAGCUAGUAGUGGUGUGAGCAGUAAUUAUUCUGGCGGUAGCAUAAUGAUUGCAAGCAUGCAGGAGGAGUACAAGUACGAGGAUAAAGAAGAAGAUGUAAUGCUAAUCGAGAAGAGACUACUAGUUUCACCGAUAGUUCUUCCUCUAGAAGAUGGAGCUGAUACCACAAAUGUGGAUCAAACAAUCCUAUCAGUGGCAUCCUCGCUCCCGCCGUCUGUACAAUACGACAAUAACACUUUACGAGCAGAGCUGAUUCGCCUUGGUUUCAGACCGGGCCCCAUACAGGACUCUACUAGAACAUUAUAUCUGAAAAAGUUACAGGCACUCAAGAAAAACCCGAUCAUAGUACGCAACCACGGAAAAACCUAUAGCAUCGAAUUGGAGAAAUCACUUAGUAACCAUGACUGGUUGAAAAAUCUUAGUCCAUACAUAGAACUAGAAAAUAAAAUCCGAGCAGAUUUUGCAAAUCCCAACAAAAAAUGGAGAGAGGGCAAUGCAAAAACCUCCUUUACUUAUCUACUCCUGGAUCCGAGAAUUACUGACAACCUACCAGCAAAAUCUGGCAAGCAGCCCGACCAUGUGACAUGGAUUACAUUCAUCAAUUCUAUAUUUUAUGUUGGCAAAGGUAAGCGAUCAAGACCAUAUUCUCAUCUAUACCAAGCAUUAACUCUCUGGAAACGCGACUUCAAUUCGUCAAAUGACAAAAAAGUCCAGCACAUUCUGGACAUCUGGUCACACAAGGUAGGCGUCAUAUGUCUCCACAUUUUCCAGAACGUCAUACCAGCUGAGGCGUACACAUACGAAGCGGCUAUGAUCGACGUUCUAGGGUUGCCUAACUUAAAAAAUCUAAAAUGCGGUAAUUACUACGGUGUUGCCGCGUCUUGGCCUUUAAAAGAGCGGCGAAUGCUCGGAUUGUAUUUACUAUACAAGGCGUUACAAAUAUUCCUCAGUGAAGGCGAAAGACAAUUAAGGCCUGGCGAUAUAGACUGAUUUAUUGUAUUACCAUUAGGAAAAUUAAUUGAAGGUAUUCAACAAAUCUUAGUACACUGUAUUA
Molecule: messenger RNA, 2483 nt
Organism: Achroia grisella
Lineage: Eukaryota; Metazoa; Arthropoda; Insecta; Lepidoptera; Pyralidae
Product: ankyrin repeat and LEM domain-containing protein 1-like
Exons: 7
Coding region: 185-2419 (744 amino acids)
Molecular function (GO): protein binding; endonuclease activity
Source: RefSeq, a predicted model, not a curated record